AUGGCCCUGAGCCGCAGCCAGCGCCGCGCCAAGAAAACGUCCCCGCGGUGCUACAGGCUGGAGACGUGGGGCCUGGGCGCCGCGGGGCUGCUGGGGCUCUGCUACCUGCUGUGCCGCGACGAGUGGCUCCGGCCGAGCGCGGCCCCCCGGCCCAGCCCCAGCCCCAGCGCCGUCGCCGGCCUGCCGGCCCCCUCGCCCGAGCCGCCGGCCCCCUGCCCCCCCAGCCCCUCGGUGCACAACAUCUCCGGCUUCGCAGCGCUGCCCAGCCACGUGCAGGACUUCCUGCGCUACCGGCACUGCCGGGCUUUCCGCCCGCUGCUCGACGCGCCGGGCAAGUGCGGGGGGCCGGGGCGCUCCGCCGGCGUCUUCCUCCUCCUGGCCAUCAAGUCCUCGCCGGAGAACUACGAGCGGCGGGAGGUGAUCCGCAAGACGUGGGGGCAGGAGCGCAGCGUGGCGGGGGCCCGCGUCCGCCGCCUCUUCCUCUGCGGCGUGGCCCCCGGCGCUGCCAGCGCCAAGCUCGACCGGCUGCUGCGGCUGGAGCAGCGGGAGCACGGCGACGUGCUGCAGUGGGACUUCAGGGACACCUUCUUCAACCUGACGCUGAAGCAGGUGCUCUUCCACGCCUGGCUGCAGCAGAGCUGCCCCGGCGCCCGCUUCGUCUUCAACGGCGACGACGACGUCUUCGUCAACACGGACAACGUGGUCCGCUUCGCGCUGGGCGCGGGGGCCGCCGCCGACGGGCACCUCUUCGUGGGCCACCUCAUCGCCAACGUGGGCCCCAUCCGCAGCAGGGGCAGCAAGUACUACGUGCCGCCGCAGGUGACGGCCGCCGAGCGCUACCCGCCCUACUGCGGCGGCGGCGGCGUGCUCAUGUCCGGCUUCACCGCCCGCGCCAUCGCCCGGCAGGCGCCCGCCGUCGAGCUCUUCCCCAUCGACGACGUCUACCUGGGCAUGUGCCUGGAGAAGGCGGGGCUGGCGCCGGCCUCGCACGCCGGCAUCCGCACGCUGGGCAUCCGCGUGCCCCCCCCGGCCGAGCCCUUCGACCCCUGCUACUACCGGGAGCUGCUGCUGGUGCACCGCUCGGUGCCCUACGAGACGGCGCUCAUGUGGCAGGCCAUCCGCCAGCCCCGGCUGCGCUGCGGCAGGAGGGUGGGGGUCUACCCCAGCGCCUGAGCCCCCCCGCCGCCCGAGCAUCCCCCCCCCCGGGCUCCCGGCCUGCCCCCCGAGCUGGCCGGCUGCCUGCUCCGGCCCCAGGCUCUGCCCCCCCGCUGCACGGCGAGAAUAAACGAGUGUGAUGUGAA
Dromaius novaehollandiae (emu) is the source of this 1301-nucleotide messenger RNA. RefSeq names its product UDP-GlcNAc:betaGal beta-1,3-N-acetylglucosaminyltransferase 3 (gene B3GNT3). The coding region runs from base 1 to 1173 and encodes 390 amino acids. Gene Ontology annotation, molecular function: hexosyltransferase activity; UDP-glycosyltransferase activity. Gene Ontology annotation, cellular component: Golgi membrane. The transcript is spliced from 2 exons. The record is from RefSeq and is a predicted model, not a curated record. Lineage: Eukaryota; Metazoa; Chordata; Aves; Casuariiformes; Dromaiidae.